Molecule: messenger RNA, 1416 nt
Organism: Chenopodium quinoa (quinoa)
Lineage: Eukaryota; Viridiplantae; Streptophyta; Magnoliopsida; Caryophyllales; Amaranthaceae
Exons: 1
Coding region: 1-1416 (471 amino acids)
Molecular function (GO): catalytic activity
Source: RefSeq, a predicted model, not a curated record
AUGGGUGGGGAUCAAGCAACCAAAAUUGCUACAAUUUUGGGAUAUGAUGGUCAUACUAGAGUGGAUGCAGUUGGAUUUAGUGGUGGUAUAUGGGUGUACUGGAAAACGGACUUAGUUACUGUAAGUCCAAUUAUAAAGCAUAACCAACAUAUCACUAUGGAAAUCACUAGAGUUGGGGCUACCCCUUGGUAUUUUUCGGCUGUUUAUGCGAGUCCGGAUCCAACCAAGAGACGUGAUCUUUGGGAGGAACUUAAUAAAUUUGCAAGCAAUAAUAGCAACCCGUGGUUGAUAGCAGGGGAUUUCAAUGAAACAAGAUUUCCAUCGAAGAGAAAUACUUCUUGUCGUGAGACAACUCGUAGAUCAGCUUUGUUCAACGAGUGGGUGAAUGAUCUUGAAUUGAUUGAAGUGGAAUUUUCUGGAGCGGCUCACACCUGGGCUCGCGGGCGAUCUCCGGAAACUCGUCAAAGUGGAAGACUUGACAGAACUCUCUGUAAUUCAGCUUGGGCAGUAAGAUUUGACAAGGCCUCAAUGAAACACCUUACUGCGAUUCACUCCGAUCAUUGUCCAAUUUUUAUCUCUCCUAAUGGUUUUGUACCAUUGCAAGCCACUCACUGUCCUUUUAGAUUCCAGGCUGCUUGGAUGUCCCAUGAAAAUUUUCGAGAGUUUGUGGAUAAAUCCUGGGAAAAAAAUGCGCCAUUAAUACCUGCCCUUGCAAACCUUUCCAGCAAAUUGCAAAAUUGGAAUCGCAACACCUUUGGCAAUGUUUAUAAACAGAAAAGAAUGCUCAUGGCUAGGAUUGGAGGCAUUCAAAAAAAUUUAGCCACUCGUGUAGACCGUGGAUUGAUAAAGCUUGAAUUGAAAUUAAGGAGGGAUUUAGAUGAAAUUCUUGAAAGAGAAGAAAUGAUUUGGUAUCAAAAAUCCCGGAUUGCAUGGUUGAAAGAUGGGGAUAGAAAUACUACCUUUUUCCACCUAAGUACGAUAGUGCGUCGUUGGAAAAAUAAGGUAGCAGCAUUGAAAAAUAAUGAAGGGCAGUGGCUUCAUGAUAAGUUAGACAUUCAAGAAAACAUAGUUGAGUAUUUUACUCACUUAUUCACCGAAGAAGGAGAGCCUGAGUAUUUUGAUGUGACAAGUGAUAUAUUCCCAGAAUUAUCUUCAAAUGAUUGGUCAACCCUGACAAAAUACUAUACCAGAACUGAAAUUGAUUUGGUGGUCAACGAAAUGGCAACACUAAAGGCUCCUGGCCCAGACGGUUUUCAAGUCUUGUUUUACAAGAAAAAUUGGGACCUUAUUUCGGUUACUGUGUAUAAUACCAUUCUUCCAAUAUUGGAAGGGAAGGGGUUCCCUACUAAUCUUAAUGACACCUUCAUUGCGUUAAUCCCGAAGGUGGAUCAUCCCGAACUAGCUUCUCAAUUUUGA